AUGUGACCAGGAAACACAGAAAACAUAGAUGAAGCUCCCUCAGUCCUUUUAGCUGUGCUGAAGAUGAAUUGCCUUGUGUUCUUGGUGAUGGCUUUUCUACAGUCCUAUCAAAGCAAUGUAUCUUUAAUGGCAGAAGGAAAACAUGUGGAUUCAAUUGUGAAACUCUCCAGUACCAUGGCUCUUAAAUGUGUCUGCCCAAAGAAUGCAUCUAUUUCUCAGAUGGUAUGGGUGAAGGAAGAGAAUCAAACGAAACAGCUCAUCGCUGUCUUCAGGCUACCUUAUGAUCUACAUAUAGAAAGCAAAUAUAAGGCCAGAGUCUUGGUCACUAAUUUUACCUCAGACAAUAAGACCUUGAUUUUCAGCAACACCACUGAGGAAGAUGUUGGUUUUUACCUAUGUUCCUUUCAUACUUUUCCAUAUGGGAUCUUGGAAAAGACGAUACACGUUGUUCAAUCUGGGGCAUUUGAAUUUUCAAAGUUGUCAGUUGAUCAUUUGAUUACUAAAUCAGGAGAAAAUGUCACUUUUAAAUAUUGGUCUAACUCUGAUGUAGCAGUGAAUCGAAUGACAUGGGAAAGAGUACAACCUGACUGUGUAGAUCUUAUAAUUCAGUGUGCGGAUUCUGAAAUGCCAGUCUAUGGUUCGGAUUAUCAAAACCGUGUAGAAUGUAUCUCUGAAAGUUCAAUUUUACUUCGGGAUGUCACAGCUUCUGACUAUGGAAUGUACCGCUUUUCUUAUCACAAGGUGAAUGGAGAAAAUGGAACUGGCUGGAUAAAACUGACCACUAAUAGUAAUGCACCUUUAUUUACUAAGCUGCAUAUGAUUUUUAUUGGAAGUGUUGCCUUUUUAAUCCUGGUUAUUGUGGUCAUACUUACAUACAGAAGGUUUUGUGUCACCAAAAAGAGAAAAAGGAUUAAGAAGAUGAGAGAUUACAAAACUACUUGUAGACAGACCCAGCAUCAAUACAAAAACUGGGCUGGUCAGGGUUCAGGAAAUGCAAAUCAAAGUCCUACUGCAACAGAUGAUCCGAUCUAUGUCAACUGUAAACAGGUUAUGCAAAAGUGAACUUACCACCUUGUAUAUUGAUGAACUACCUCAACUCAUCCUAUUGAUCUCUGGGAUUAGAAUCAGAAUAUAACAAGAUAACCAAUGGUUUUGUUUUUACCUAAUAAACCAAGAAAACAGGAUUUUUUAAAAUAAAAACAGCAUCUUUUUCUUUUUAGAUGAAUUGAUUUGUAGUGGUAUACCUGCAUUUUCAAAAACGCUGUUAACUAUAUGACACAGAACAAAAAUUUACUGUGCUAAAUAGAACUGGCAGGAUCUAGCUCUUCAGAAGCACACUCAAGAGAUAGGAUAUAUUUCCAUAGAACAUAAAACAAUAGAGCUGGAAGGGAUUUUGGAGGUCUUCUAGUAGUCCAAGCCCCUACUCAAGCAGGAAAUAGAAGUCUUCUUGAGUCUAAAUAUGAUGCCCUCCCCCCUUUCCUAAACCUAACUGGUAACAUGCCACUAACAAAUCUCUGCCAAUUGAAAAAUGCAGUUCUCAUGACCAGAACGGAUAUAGUUUUGUCAUAGUUUAUGCAGCAUUCCUGAUAUCUGAAAAUGUUGACUAGAGUCAGCAGGCAUCCAAACAAGCAAUUUAGUUAAAAGAAAUUCAUGCAGUGACGAUGCAGCUAUUUGUGAAUAUCUUUG
Molecule: messenger RNA, 1686 nt
Organism: Pseudonaja textilis
Lineage: Eukaryota; Metazoa; Chordata; Lepidosauria; Squamata; Elapidae
Gene: CD226
Product: CD226 molecule
Biological process (GO): positive regulation of immunoglobulin mediated immune response; cytokine production; positive regulation of natural killer cell cytokine production
Cellular component (GO): external side of plasma membrane
Molecular function (GO): cell adhesion molecule binding
Source: RefSeq, a predicted model, not a curated record